Messenger RNA from Callithrix jacchus (white-tufted-ear marmoset), 1312 nucleotides. The record is from RefSeq and is a predicted model, not a curated record. NCBI's taxonomy places the organism in Eukaryota, Metazoa, Chordata, Mammalia, Primates, Cebidae.
AUGAACAAACACUUCUUAUUGCUCUUCGCCUUCUGCUGCCUCAUUGUGGCUGUGACAUCACUUCAGUGCAUAACAUGCCAACUUCGCAUGUGGAAAGACCGCUGUAGAAGAGGCUUUGGUGUCUGUACUGCUCAGAAGGAUGAGUCAUGCAUGCUUUUAAAAAUAUAUGAGGGCAAUAUUCUCCAGAUAUCAUACAUGAUGUGUCAGAAAUUCUGCGAAGACAUAACAUUUGAUAUCAGGAAUCGGACUUACAUUCAUGAAUGCUGCAACUACGAUAACUGUAACUUCAAACUCUAAGAUAUUUGCCCUCCCGAGGCCCCUUUUUGGAAUAUCCCUAAUGUUGCUCAUCCUGCACACUCUGCUGGCCCUUGCUUUCCUUCCGUGUCUGUCCUGACAAUACCCCGCCUGCUCCUUAACCUAACGAGACUAAACUAGUGUCAUCCCUUCUGGUGAUUUCAGCUUGGCUUCUCCCUCAGUCAGAGAAAAGUGGUUCUGAACAAUGGAUUUAUCCUUUUAUUGGGUUUAAUGGCAUUGUCAUACUCCAAGAAACCUGCCCCAAGAGUUCCUGUACGGUGAAAUUUAAAGCAGGGACAUUCUAGAAUCUUAAUUUGCUUAACUAGUUCAGGUGCACUGGAAAGCCUUCAGCUAAAAAUCCACAAUAUUUUUAUCUAAAAUUCCCAUGUAUCUGGACAAUGAUUAAGCAGAAAUAACAAUAAAAUGGAUGAUGGAUACUGAAGAUUUUUCUCUACAGACACCAAGUUAUUUUUACCAGCAGGCAGUGCCCACUUCAAACUCAGCCACUUUGAUUUUAUUGGCAUUUACAAACUACAUCUUUACACUGUUAUUAGAAGUUAGCAAACAAGGGACUUCCCGGCCUCUGUGACAUUCACCAAGCUCUCACUUGUAGUAGAGAGUAGCCAGUACUACUACUUUCGAGAUGCACAUUCAAGGUACAUCACAACUCUAAUUUCUUCCCCUUCCUUUUCUAAACCUUCUCUCUUCCUUUCCUCCGUUGCCAUUCAGCUUUACUAUCACCUCCCACCUCCAUUAUCACCUCCCUAUUGCCACACAAACUCUCCCUCUAUAAGCAGGAGGUCCUUCAAAGCUUUGCCCUUUGUGUUACAUGGCACUUGAGGUAUAUAACCAAGGAUGAGCUGCCUUGCAGGAUCCCUCAGCUGUAGUGCAAAGAGAGGCAAACAUAGUCAAGAUACUAUCUACCCUGUACAGCUUUCUUGAGACUUGGGGGCCUGGCUUAAAGAGAUUUGUCUGUUGCUUGCUGCUCAUCUUUAAGUAAUAAACCAACUUCACAGAA